Messenger RNA from Tachysurus fulvidraco (yellow catfish), 1885 nucleotides. RefSeq names its product twinfilin-2. Gene Ontology annotation, cellular component: actin filament; cytoplasm; myofibril. The record is from RefSeq and is a predicted model, not a curated record. Gene Ontology annotation, molecular function: actin filament binding; actin monomer binding. Gene Ontology annotation, biological process: regulation of lamellipodium assembly; actin filament depolymerization; positive regulation of neuron projection development. The coding region runs from base 232 to 1290 and encodes 352 amino acids. NCBI's taxonomy places the organism in Eukaryota, Metazoa, Chordata, Actinopteri, Siluriformes, Bagridae. The transcript is spliced from 9 exons.
CUGCCCUAGUUACAACACCCCUCUCCCUCAGCCACACACACACUGCUCUCUCAUGCUGAAAACGUGAAACUAUUACUUCAUACCAAUCUCUUGAGAGCAGUUUGUGAGAAGUCUUGUUCUAGUUCUUAUUUGUUUCCAGUGAAGAUCUUCCAGGUGGCCUUCACCUGACUUGACAGGGUUUUUUCCCGUACACACGCACAGCUCCUUGGCGGGUAAAAGUGCUGACCCGCCAUGUUUCUGGUUCUGGUGGUGACAGAUGAGUUGAGGCAGCUCCUUGCCAGAGCAAGGAACGGGAGUGGCCGUCUCAUCCAGGUGCUGAUCCGAGACGAGCAGUUGGUUCUGGGUGCAUACUGUGAGCCAUCUCAGUCCUGGGAGAAUGAUUAUGACCACUUCCUGCUUCCUUUACUUGAUCCUCAGGAGCCUUGCUACAUCCUGUAUCGCCUUGACUCCCACAACGCACUGGGAUAUGAGUGGAUCUUUCUUUCUUGGUCACCUGACCAGUCUCCAACCAGACUGAAGAUGUUGUAUGCUGCUACUCGUGCAACAGUGAAGAAAGAAUUUGGUGGAGGAAAUAUAAAAGAUGAGCUCUUUGGCAAUGUGGUGGAAGAUGUUUGUCUUCAGGGUUAUCUUCGUCAUGUAUCAUCAAUCUCUGCUCCUGCUCCUCUCACACGUGCUGAGCAGGAGCUACAGAGAAUAAAAACCACAGAGUGCAAAGUUAAGCAGGUUACUUCAGAGAUGAGUGUGGAAACUAAACCUCAGACCUUACAGGGCCUGGCCUUCCCGCUCCAGGCAGAGGCUAAGCACGCUUUACAGCAACUUGCUAAAAAACACAUUAACUACAUCCAGCUGAGGUUGGACACUGAGAAAGAGACCAUUGAUCUGGUGCACACUCGGGCCACAGAGACACAUGAUCUUCGCAGCAGGAUCCCUACAGACACACCACGCUAUCACUUCUUCCUCUAUAAGCACUUGCAUGAGGGAGCCUACUUAGAGUCUGUUGUGUUCAUCUAUUCAAUGCCGGGCGAUCGAUGCAGUGUUAAGGAGAGAAUGCUGUAUUCCAGCUGUAAGAGUCGUCUGCUGGAGGAGGUGGAGCGGGACUACCAUAUAGAGGUGGUCAAAAAGUUGGAGAUAGACAGCGGGGAUGAGUUGACAGAGCAGUACUUGUAUGAGGAAAUCCACCCUAAGCAGUAUGCUCACAAGGAGGCAUUCGCCAAACCUCGCGGCCCUGCAGGGAAAAGAGGAAGUAAAAGGCUGAUUAAAGGAGUGGGAGAGAAUGGUGUGAACAGCUAGAGGAAAAGAGCAUGGAAAACACAUCCCUGUUCAUCCCUCCAAGCAUCUUGUAUUGCUGUGUUAAAUAAGAAGGUCUCCAGUUUUUUAUUAUUAUGGGUUGGUAUGCUUUUUCUAACUUUUUAGCUUGGGUUUCCUAAGUCAUAUUUCAUUUAAUUCAACUUCGUGUACACUCAUAAAAAAAGGAAACCUCAUUCUGUAUCUGUAAAUUGUCUGUUCCUGCUUUUUGUUCAUUCAGAAAUCGAGAGAUACACUAACUUGACAUUGGUUUCAUUCACAUAUUUAAUCUGUGUCAUUUAUCCAAGUGGACUAAUGAAUAGUUAAAUUCCUGACACUACCAGACACUACCAUUUCCAUACAUCUCAGAACUGGACUCAGUAGAAUGUGAAUUUUGUAUGAAUAAGAACCCUGUAUAAGAAUCACCGAUGUUCUAGCUGUGAUUUUAGAUAUGUGUUUUAUUACUAAUUGGAUUGGAGCUAAUUUGCUGUGUGUCCAUAUUCAUACUUCAGUGACACUAAUGUAAAUUUUUUCUCUCUUUCGUGUCAUAUCAUGUUGUUCUUUAUGAAACUAAGAACUCCGAAUAAAUUAUUUUUAUGAA